This is a messenger RNA of Pelagomonas calceolata, 2543 nucleotides long. The record is from the annotation of a GenBank genome assembly. NCBI's taxonomy places the organism in Eukaryota, Pelagophyceae, Pelagomonadales, Pelagomonadaceae.
CACUAGUCCUCCGAAUGAUAAGCAGCGCCAACCGUCUCAAUCAGCCGGCCCCGGCAUCUCUCCGCCGGCGUGCGGGCUCAAACUCGAUUCGGCUGCGAGCCCAAUUAAAAACAGGGCGCGCGACGUCGUGCACGCAUAGUCGUGCGCCAUCAACGCACCACAGACUCGGCUGCCCAAAAACAGCGAACGACGGGCAGCCCUAGGCAAACAAAAACGAGAGCAGGCAGCCUAUAGACACAACCAGAAUGGCCGAGCGCAACCCAUCGACGCCGACGCGGCGUGUGCGCAUAUCGAGCGCGUCGCCGACGCGGUCGCCCGUGCGCCUCACGACGCCGCCGCGCACGCGCGCUGGGAAGCGGAGCCCCUACGCGUCUCCCGCCAGGAGCCCGUACCGGUCGCCGCCGACGACGCCGCGUGGAAGCGCCGCCGUCACCGUGCUCGGCAAGCGCGUGCCGCGCGUCAGCCUCCCGAUCCUCUGGUGGCUUCAAGCGAGGACGCGCGCCGCCGUGCUCGAGAAGCGGUUGAAAAACAUGCCGCGGGAAGACCCAAGCGAGGCCACCGCGUUAAGAGCGCGCGUGGCAGCUUUGGAGGAGGCCGUGCGCCAGGCGGAGUUGCACGCGGCGCGGCAGACCGCGCGCGCGACGGAGGCCGAGGCCAAGGCCGCGCGGCUCAUCGAGGCACCGCCGGCCUACGACACGGCCGAGGGCGAGCGGAUAUUGAAGGAGCGCCUCGACGAGCUGCGCCGCGGCACGCUGGACGCGCUGCGCGCGGCCGAGGCGAAGAACGAGCGCCUCGCGGCCGAAAACGCCGCGGCGACGCAGGAACUCGCAGAGUGCCGCCGGAAGCUCGCCAUGGACCACGUCGAGGCGGAGUCGAAGCUCGCGGCGGAGCUCGACCGGCUCACGGCCGAGACCGUCGAGGCGAAGCGCCAGCUCAACGACUGCCGCCGGAAAUUGGCCAUCGAGAAGCGCCGCGCUGAGAACGCUCCUCGGCGCGAGCGGGCGGCUGCAGCCGUCGCGUUGCGGGCCCAAAAGGCCGUCGUGGCGCUCAACGCCAAGUGCGACGACUUCUGCCGGAAGGUUCUGUUAAAAGCGCACGACGACGUCGCGGGAGGCCUGGACGCGUGGCUCCGCGACAACCGGCAGCCCCUCCUCGAGACGGCCGCGAUCUACGCGGCGCGUCGGCGGCCGUUCUCCGGGAAAAGCGUCGAGGAGCCCGCCGUCGAUAUAAAUGAGCCCGUCCGGCGCAUCCUCGACGUCGCCACGCGGCGCCAGCAGCUCCUCCCGACGAUCGCGCCCCUUGUCGAGGAGCGCGACGCCCGGGCGACGACGGGCUGCGACGCCGCAUUGGGUGCUGUCAUGGCCGUCGCCGCGCAGCGCAACGAGGCGCGGUUAAUACAGGCGCAGCAGCGGCUUGAGGCGCUGGCGACGGCCGCGGAGCGGGCCGCGGCCGGCGCGUCCGGCGCCGUCGGCGCCAUCGCACACCCCGACAUUCAACAAACCAUCGCGGACGAGAAGGAGUCGAGACGGACCGCGGCCGUGAGCGAGUUCCGCGCGCAGCGCCGCGCCGUCGACGCGGAACUCGCCGACCUGCGGACGACGCGCGCGCGCGCGGUCGACUCGCUGCGGAAGGAGCGCGCCGAUCGCGCGAAGACGGACACCGCGCGGGAGGCCGCGCUGGCCGCGGCGGCGUCGGCAUCGAGCCGCCUGACCGCGCGGCGCGUGGCCAAGGCCGUGCGCGAGACCGAGGACCGGGCCUUCUCGGCGCACGCGCUGGCCCUCGAGGACGCGGCGACGGCACAGCAACAGCGUCACCGCCAGGCUCUGGCCGACGCCAUCGCCGCCUGCGAGGCGCGCCACGCCGAGGCGCUGGACCAGCGCCGCCGCCGCGACGUCGCGCUCGCGGCCUCGCUGCGCGGCGCGAAGCAGCGCGCCAAGGGGCCGCAGCACGUCGCGGCCUGUGUGGAAAUCAACCAGUGCGUCGGGUGCGACAAUUCUUCACUAAGUCAUGUCUCGGCGAUGGCGUGGCCGCGCUGGUUCCGUCGAGCGGCGAGGAAUCGGCAUCGCCAAGCCAUCGAGCAGGCGUCGCGUCGAUGGCGUGGAGGACGACGCGAUGAUUCAGCACGAACGCGCCGUAAAAUUUUGAUUUCCACACAGGUCGCGGCGGAGCGCGCCCGCGACUCGCUCGCCGAGGCCGCGGCGGCGGUCGACGUCCUCUACCAGCAAGAGGCCGCGCGCAUCGACCGGCGGCCGCGGCGGCGCGAGGGCGCCUACGCGGCGGCGCCGGCGGCGCCGGCGCCAUCGGACGCCGCCCUCCCGCCACCGCCGCCGCGCCGGGCGCCUCCGCCGCCGCCGACGCGCGCCUCGACGCGCGCUCGCGGCCGCCACGGGACGCCUCGGCCGCCGCCGCCGCCGGCGUCGCGGCCCCGAAAUCAUCGCGUCGCGGCCCCGUUGAAGCUCGGCGCGUGGAACAAGACGACGCGCACGGAGCCGAUGCCGUUCAAGCACAAUUACACGGUUCCUGGGUCUGAUGUGGCGUCGUAA